Messenger RNA from Didymodactylos carnosus, 1272 nucleotides. The record is from the annotation of a GenBank genome assembly. Lineage: Eukaryota; Metazoa; Rotifera; Eurotatoria; Philodinida; Philodinidae.
AUGACUGGUAUGCUAACAGAAGAUCCAUUUGCAUUACGAUCACAUUUCAAAUUAUAUCAAUUAAAAGUCAGACAUUUAGUUCAAGAAACACAACAACGUCGAGAAAAUGAAGUACGUCUAAGACGUGAACGUACAAUUGAAUUAAAACGAAAUACAGUUAAACAUCAACAAUUAAUAUCGUAUAAAGAUUUAAAUCAACUUGCCAUUGAUUCAUUAUUUGAAAAACGUUUUCAUCGACAAUAUAUGGAUCAUGUUAAAAAACGAAUUAAAAAUAAUAAUGUAUUUGUCGUUCAACAAUCACAACCACAAAAAAAUAUAUUUAUUGAAUAUGAUACUAAAGACGAUUUAAAUUAUAUUACAUCAACAUUUACAAAUUUUAGUGAACAAACAAUAUCAGCUGAUUUAAUGGAUAGUUUGAAUUCAUCAAAUUCUGAUAAGAAAAAAUCAUCACAUCAACAACAACCACCGCGAACAUCACUGACAUCUCGAUACGAUCAAACACAAUUUCGACAAAUGAUUGAUGGUAGUCUAAAUUCUAAUUCAAAAAGUCCUGAUUGGUUAACGAGUCAAAAAAGUUUUUUAAAUGAUAAUUCGGGUGAUACAACCGAUGAUGAAUUAGAAAAAGUUGAAUUGCCCGAUGUUGUGCCACCUACUAUCACGCAAAGUACUAAUCAGUUAUAUAUACAACUGCGUCGUGGACAAAUACAAUUGCAAAAAUUAGUUAGUACCAGUCGUCCGAACACAACAACUAAAUUUGAUUCAAGACAACUUAAUACUCGUUCUACAGGAGAAGAUAAUUUAGUUAAAAAACCCAAAUUCAAAGAAGUAAAACAACAAGAACAGAGACAAACAAAAAAAAUCAAUACAAAUAUAAAUAAUAAUAGUGUUAAACCAUCGGAUACUAUUAGUAAAAUACGAAAAAAAAUGCAGAGUGCACCAUCUACUUCUAUUAUCGAUGUUAAAUCGAAUAAAAUAUUGCUGACUGAUGAACAACAACAUCAACAUCAGUCUGCCACUCUAAAGAAUGAAGAUGUUGAUGAUAUUAUUGAACGUCGAUCGAGUAUAUCAUUUAUACAUGCGGUAACAUCAAGCAGAGAGGUUGAUGACUAUUCAUCUAUACGCAAAUAUGUUCUUGGAACCAUAUUGAAACAUUUAAAAGAGGUACCACACACUCAAAUGGAAUCAAAAUGGACUACGUUUAGAGAGUUUGAUGAAAAAUUUUCACGAAGUAUAUUGAAUGUAUACUCAAAUUUUGAAAGAAUUGUUUUAUAA